Molecule: messenger RNA, 4228 nt
Organism: Pristis pectinata (smalltooth sawfish)
Lineage: Eukaryota; Metazoa; Chordata; Chondrichthyes; Rhinopristiformes; Pristidae
Product: N-acylethanolamine-hydrolyzing acid amidase-like
Exons: 11
Coding region: 574-1632 (352 amino acids)
Biological process (GO): fatty acid metabolic process
Cellular component (GO): lysosome
Molecular function (GO): fatty acid amide hydrolase activity
Source: RefSeq, a predicted model, not a curated record
GAGGCUCAACGGUUCCCGCGCUCUCUUUAAACUGACCAGGACUCUGUUUCCUGCAAUUCCUUUAAAUUUACCAGGCUUACUGUAAACAAAAAUUAUAAUAGAGUAACAUCUAAAAAUUGGAACGAGACUGUGAGACACAAGAGGCUGUAGACGUUGGAAUUUGGAGCAAAAUUGUGCUGGGUUAUUAAUCCGAUAAUCCGGAAGAACGGCCACCGCCAAAAACUCCGGGCAUGCCGGAUGCUCGGGGUUUUACUAGUUGGGCGGUACCCCUCACGCUCCCUACCCUCCCCGGUGCAUGUGUACGGUGCAGAUCUAAAGGGGCCAAGGAAGCCCGCAGAGGAGGGGGUGCACCAGAGUGGGGCCACAUUAGCACGGCGCCGAGCGAGCAUCCGUCUACCGGGGAAACCCUUGGAGACGGUGCAAAAUUCUUGUUCCGAGGUCGUUUGGGAUUAUGGUUCGGUUCUUUCAGAAGUUUACCAGGAGGAGGCUGGACUUCCUGAUGUGGGCGCCGAGUAGCUGCUCCCUGUUUAAAUUCCGACCGAGCGGUCUUGGCUGCAGCGACUGCUGAGGGAGAUGCGCGCGUCCGUGCAGUUCCCGCUGCCGCUGCUCCUGGGUUUGUUGGCGGCGGCGCGGGCCGAUUCCUCCGCCUCCCGCUUCAACCUGAGCCUGGACGAGCCGCCCUCCCGGCGCUGGGAGCCGCUGCUCAGAAAAUACGACGUCGCGCAGCUGAGGAAGGACAUGCUCCACGUCGUCCGUUCUGUUGCUCCAGAGUGGGUGAUUCAAGUUGUUAACCAGCUAGCACCCCUGCUGAGCCAUAUAUUACCAGAAGCCUAUGAAGAAGAAAUUAAAGGAAUCAGUAAAUUCCUUGGUGUAGAGCUUGGAGAAGGACUUCUUAUCAAUCUUGCUUAUGAAGUUUCUGGAUAUUGCACUAGCAUUGUUGCACAAGACUCAAGAGGAAAGAUUUACCACGGUAGAAAUAUGGACUACGCCUUCACUGAUAUUUUAAGGUCUGUCACGGUUGACCUGCAAUUUGUAAAGAAAGGUCAGAUUGUCUACACAGGGACAACAUUCAUUGGUUUUGUAGGUUUAUGGACUGGGCAAAAACCAAAUAAGUUUUCCAUUUCUGGAAAUGAAAGAGCUAAAGGUAAUUGGUGGGAAACUGCAAUUGCUGCUCUUCUGAAGAGAAAUCCUUCUCCUAGCUGGCUGAUUAGAGAUACUCUUGCAGAAGCUGUAGACUUUGAUGGCGCUUUAAAGAAGUUGGCCUAUACUCCGAUCACUGCAAAUGUGUACUUCAUUUUAGGCGGAGUCAAUCCGAAUGAAGGCAUGAUUAUAACAAGAAGCCUCGAGGGGCCUAUGGACAUCUGGCCUUUGAUGUCUACUAAAGGACAAUGGUACAGAGUAGAGACGAACUAUGAUCAUUGGAAUGCUCCGCCUCCAUGGGAUGACAGAAGAACACCAGCCAAUCACGCUCUCAAUGCCACAACGCAAAAGAAAAUCAAUCUGAAAACAAUGUUCAAGGUUCUCUCUAUCAAACCAGUGUUAAAUCAGUUCACAGUCUAUACAACAUUAAUGUGUGCUGCACAGCCUAAUGACUACAAGACAGUGAUUCGGACAGGACUUAAAGCAAAAUAAUUGGAAUUUUACUGAAGUCAAUGGACAAAAAAAAAUCGCACUGCUGUCCUGAAUUAGAAGAAAAGGCUAUCAAGGAAUAUCAAGAUGCUCUUUGUCAGUUUUUCUGUUUGAUGUGAUUUUCUUUUACAAAUGUUGCAUUCCACAUUGACGCAGUUGGGUUUACACUGCUCAAUCCCAAAUGUUUUACAAAGCUUUUCAUUUGAAAAUCAGCUCAUCUGCUCAUAAAUUUUGUUGAGAGAUUUCUGCUUGCUUUCUUUAUGUAAGUGAAAUAUUCUAAAAUGACAUGCUAAUUUUUUCACAAAUUAAUGGUUGUUUACAGAGGCAGAUUUGGAAUAAAAAUUUUAGUGCUGCCAGGUUAUUGACAGCAAUUCACAGAAUUAACAAAGCCAAAUCAGCUGGAAGAUACUACAUUUCUAUGAACAAUUCUAUUAGAUCUGAGUGUCUAAAGAAUGUUUUGUAUACUAUGAACAGAAUUCAGUUCUUGCUCUCACCACAGGGAAAUUUAGGUAAUAACUUUCAGGUCAUAAAACCAAGCCAUAGAAGUACAAAGUUUGAUAGAAAUAUGGUAGACAUAUAAUAGCAAAUAAAAUGUAAAUGUCUUUUUAAAAAAUAUAUCUUUUUCUAGAAGUGAUUACAACAAAAGCUUGAUUAUCCAUUAUGCACUAACCUUGACAGGUGCCAGUUGAUCAAGAGUUGUCCCAGCCAUUCCCUUACUGCUGCCCUGCCAUUCCUUCAACAUACUUUCUCUGUUAACUCAGGCACUCAUUUGGUGGUGUCCUAACUUCAACACCAUCACUCCCUCAGUGCUAUUCCUUCAUUGGCUCAGGUUCUCCCUUGGCACUGCCUGAUGUUGGCUCAGGCAACCCCUCGAAUCUGUGCUAUAGUCUUAUUGUGGUAGUCUUGUACUUUGGUAGUACAUUUUGUAAUGAUUGAUGACCAAGAAUGAUUGUGGAUGACCAGAUAACUAAAAGGAUUGUGAAUAUGCCCUUGCCCAACAAUGGCACUUGAGACGUGCAAAGUGAGCAACUUUACUCUGCUGUCUCCUGAAGUUUCCACAAUCAUAGCUUCUGGUCUCUGGUCAAUUUGGUCCAGAUGCUGUUGAGUGCAGUAGACACAGCAAAACCUUCGGCCACUGACAGCAUCAAAGCUGUAAAGGCAAAGGGCUGACACAUCAGAAGUAUCCAUUUCUUAGCCAUCCUGUUCUAGCAGGAUCAUGGUAUUUGUCUAAAAAUAUAUGAGUGCCCACGAUUGUGACAUUCUCAAAAAAAGACAGAUAGCCAACCCAGCAACAACUACCCCCAACAGCCUACAUUGAAGCUGAAUGACAGAACAAAGGCAAAACCAUCUGCUCAACUACAUUGGGGAGCAUUUGACCAAGUGUGGCACUGAAGAGGGCUGGAAUCAAUAAGAGUCAAAGAACAAAUGGAGAGGCAUUGGGUGUUCAGACCUGGCACAAUGGAAGAUGAAUAUUCACACAGUAUUUAACUCCAUAAUGAAGCAGCCUGUGUCAUCCUACAACUAGACCCACUGUUGAAUGUUGGCUGACAAAACAAUAAUUUGGGCUAUCUACAAAAAAGAGACAGGGAAUUAACCACUCAGUCAAAAAGGGAAGAUUUAACCACUCCAUUGAUAAGGGAGGAUUUGAGUCUCUUUUCCUCCUCUGUUAGUAUAUAGAGGUUGUCGGACCUCAACCAAAUUUCCAUAUGCAUGUUAAUGGACUAAUUAUCACCAUUAUUUUUUUUAAAUUUUUAUUUACAGCGUGGUAACAGGCCCAAUGAGUCUGCGCUGUCCAUUUUAAACCCAAAUUAACCUACCCGUACAUCUUUGCAAUGUGGGAGGAAACCAGAGCACCUGGAGGAAACCCACGCAGACAAAGGAGAACGUACAAACUCCUUACAGACAGCGACGGGAAUCGAACCCCGAUCGCUGGCGCUGUAAUAGCAUCGUGCUAACUGCUACGCUACUGCGCCGCCCACUUUUAUAUCUGAAUAUGCCUUAAUUUGCACUUUCCAGUGCAAGUAAGUCUUUUGUCAGCCAACAUCCAACAGUGUCUGCUUCCAGUUGUAGGUUUAUUCUAUAAAAUUUAUACCUGGUUCUCUAUGAAUUUUGCAUAGUUUGUUUCAAAAGGAGUCCAUGUAAAAUAAUAAAGGUAGGCUUAAGGGAACACCUUAAAGGCUGAGAGAUAGCGAGGUGGAUGAAGUUAUGAAUAGAAUUUCAGGACAACAGGGCUUUGCAGUGAGUUCAAAGAGGAUGAAAAAAGGCAAGAAAUGAAAAGGAUGAGGAAGUUCAGCAGAAGUUGAGCUGACAGCUGUUACAACUGCAGAAUUCAAUUCCAAUAAGAAAUAUUAAUCUCCUGAACAAUUCAUAAAAAUAUAAAUAUUUUCAAAUGAGUCUAAAAGAUUAAACAUAAGUAAAAGAAAACUUCAGUGUUGUGAUGGCCAGUCAUUAGACCCUGGCUCUUGCUUGGCAAGAAGGAAUUAUACAUACUACUGAUGUAAAUCAUGUUGUUUAGUUUUCUUUUUCCUUUCAUAAUUACAGUAUGUGCCUGAUUUUAUAUUUACCUGAUGAUGCAUAAAUAAAUUCAACAUUUCUGCAA